Messenger RNA from Plasmodium coatneyi, 1212 nucleotides. Its product is annotated as Ribosomal protein. Bases 1 to 1212 code for a protein of 403 amino acids. The record is from RefSeq and is a predicted model, not a curated record. Gene Ontology annotation, biological process: selenocysteine incorporation. Gene Ontology annotation, molecular function: selenocysteine insertion sequence binding; ribonucleoprotein complex binding; mRNA 3'-UTR binding. Lineage: Eukaryota; Apicomplexa; Aconoidasida; Haemosporida; Plasmodiidae. The transcript is spliced from 3 exons. Gene Ontology annotation, cellular component: ribonucleoprotein complex.
AUGAAUCCUCACAAUGAGAGGAUUCCCCACUUGGGGAGAAGCAUCCCGCCUGGGGAACCGAUGGACCCCCCUCCGAAAAAAAAAGUAGGACGCAAAAAAAUGGAAACCCAAAUGAACCAAACGGACACCACCAAACAGAGGCACACCCAGAUCGGAGACAGAGUUAAAGGGAAAAAGGCAAUUUUCGACAAAAAAAAAAAAACCAAACGGAAGAAGCUUAUCCUGCUCGAGAAGGAAGCAAAGCAAAGUGUCUACAAUGCCUUAUGGGGGGAAUCCAAAACAACGCUUCCCCAAAUGGAGGGAUCACCAAAAUGUGGUGGAGUAGGCUACAUAAAGUUUAUCUCGCGAAAAGUGAAGUGGAGGAGGGGUAUGGUACCCACCGACCAUGCUAACUGUAGGUGGGGCCAACUGAAAGAGGAGCAACACACGAAACGUGAUUCACCCGAUAGGCACCAUUUAGAAGAAGCUCCAAAUGGCACAACAAAUGGUGCACCACAAAUAGGUGAAGAAGUCGCCCGAGUGAAGAGGUUCCUUCUCCUGUGGGGGGGAAAAUUCCCAAAAGGGGGUGUACUGAAAAGUGAACCCACUGAAUCUGCUGGGAAAGGCGCAGUAAUGGCCCACCCUACUGUGCCAACCCAUGAUGAGGGAAACCUCCCCAACAGGGAACAAAUAAAGGAGUGCAUCCUCAGAAGCGAAAAAAUUAUAAACUACAUACAAACAACCAGGGUGGAAAAAAAAACUUACAUUAACGAGUACGUAGAUCAGGUAAUAACAGAGGAGCUGAACAAUCUGGUUAAAUCGUUUCUGGAGAAAAUUUCCAAAUCGCAGGAGAAACUCUAUUUAAUGAAAAAAAAAAAGAAAAGGUACUACUUGGGGUUGCGUGAAUGCUACAAGCACGUCUGUAUAGACAACCCCAAGUUGGUUCUCCUCGCACCGAACAUUGAACCGAUGACGAAUGGGGUGUUCGACGAGCAGGUUAGUAAGAUCAUUUGCAAGUGUCGAGAGAAGGGCAUACCCUUGGUCUAUGCCUUAAGCAAGAACUUGUUGGGGAAGUGCAUUAAGAAAUCCAGGCAGAGCGUCAUAUGCAUUGUAGACAACGACUCCUUUAUAAGGGAGUGCAACGAGAUUGUGUGGUUGGCAAAUUCUCUCAGGCGGCAUGCGCCAAUUAGCACGCAUGACACGUCCGUUUGUACCACUCUGAAUGCGCCCUGA